Molecule: messenger RNA, 539 nt
Organism: Geodia barretti
Lineage: Eukaryota; Metazoa; Porifera; Demospongiae; Tetractinellida; Geodiidae
Source: the annotation of a GenBank genome assembly
ACGUAACAUGAAGAGCGCAUUGCACUUACACGGUAGUGUCAAAGGGAGAUUGAGGAUAAAAAAAUUGACAAUGUGCAACAAAAAAGAUGAAGGAAAUCUAUGCAGAGUUCCAUAAUAACUUGUCAUCUCCUAGCAGCUCUGCAAGCAGCUGGUUAUAGGGUUGAAAAAAUUGGACUAGAAUCUGUUUUGUCCUCCCUCAUUUUCAGUCUUGGAUCUUGUAGUCUAUAAUGUGUUGUUAAUUCUCAUUGCACCGUAAGUCAGUGUCCAAGUCGAUGUCAGCAGUCACCCUAGGCAGCUCCAGGAAAUCUGUUAUCACAUCAACGGUAGCUCUAUCUCCAGUACCUACCUCCUCAAGAGUGAAGUUUAUGUCACUGGAGAAAGAGGUGUUUCCAUUCAUGGCUCAGGACGGACAGCUCUUUGCCUUUGACCUGGAGGCUCUGAUAACUGCAGAGUCUCCAUCCUGGUGGAGAGAGUUGGAACCGAAACAGUGGGAAAGACAUGUACACACAUGUCUGGAGGUCAUCAUGGAGAGUGUCAUC